This is a messenger RNA of Panonychus citri (citrus red mite), 2412 nucleotides long. Its product is annotated as cytochrome P450 4c3-like. The coding region runs from base 765 to 2390 and encodes 541 amino acids. Lineage: Eukaryota; Metazoa; Arthropoda; Arachnida; Trombidiformes; Tetranychidae. Gene Ontology annotation, molecular function: iron ion binding; monooxygenase activity; oxidoreductase activity, acting on paired donors, with incorporation or reduction of molecular oxygen. The transcript is spliced from 3 exons. The record is from RefSeq and is a predicted model, not a curated record.
GUACAAAUCAAUUCUAUUAACCUUAAUCACUUUUAUACAAUUAAGAAAAAAGCUCAAUACUUAAAAUAUCAUUGAUAAAAAUCAUUAUCAGAACAUGUUAACAUUCAACUUUGCUUGAUCAUUUUUCUGAAUCAAUUAAACUCCAUUGUAAUAGUAAAAUCAGUUCAUUUCAAAUUCAUAAAAUUUAUAUAUUAAAUUAAGAACAGUUAUUUGAACUUUUCGAUCUUUAUUCAUUAACUCAAAAUGCGAUUGUAAAUGAAUUGAAAUUGAUUUGUGUCAAUUCAUUUACUUGAUUUGAUUAAUCGAUUGCUUCUAUUAUUAUAAUGGUAUAGAAAAUUAACUAAUUAUCAAUUUAUAAAGCUACAUGUUAAAUCAUAUGGCGAUUACUUUAUCUUUUAAUUAAUGAGAUGAUUGAUGAAAUUAUCAUCAGUGACAAAGCUCAAUCAGCAAAUCCUUAAACUUAAUUGUUUGUCCAGAGAAAUUAAGACAAUUCUAUUCCUCGUUAAUAGUGAUUGUUAAUUAAGAUUUUCUCACUCUUAAUUAUUCUCAGUUUUUGAUUGAUUUCUCAGGAAAAUUUAAGAUAAAUUAAUAAUUUAAUUGUGAAUCAAGUUAAACUAAAAGGGUUAUAUUCAAGACAUCCAAGUGAUCAGAAUCAUUUCAACUUUUUUAAUUGAGUUGAUCGGAUUAAGACAGUUGAUAAUUAAACUUAAUAGGUCGGUUUAAGUUCAUUAUUAUCGUCUCGCUAUUCAUUUGUUAUAUUUACCAUGGAUUUGUUAUCGUUAGUGUCUAGUUUUAAAUUUACACCAUUAAGUAUAUUUUGGUCAAUUGUUACAACUUAUCUGGUCUUUAACUUAAUCAACUACUCUAUUUACUUAUAUCGAUUGUCUCAAUUACCAACAUAUCGACCAAUAUGUAAAGUUUAUGAAGUUUUCAUCAGCAUUGCUCGUGGAGAUUCUAAUGUUUUGAGGAUUAUAUUGGAAGAACAUGAAGAUUAUUUCCAAAAGAAUGGAUAUUGUGUCAUUUGGUUCUUGUGUAUUCCAUGCAUUAUGGUUGGUCGAUACGAUAAAGCUCAAGAGACUGUGGGCACGCCUGCGACGUUGGACAAAGGUCAUCCUUUUAAAACGGCUGAAAUUUUCUUUGGUCAAGGGAUAAUCUCUUCUAAAGACGAAAAAUGGAAAUCUCGUCGUCGUUUAGUUCGUCAACAGUUUUCUCCUCUUUCCAUUCCUCAUUAUACAAGUAACAUAAGAUCGCUAUCUGAGUCAGUAAACAAAUCGAUUCAACAAUCAAUCGUAGAUGAGAAGAAAACAGGUAAACCUUUGGAUAUCCGAGGCUUUUUCUCAAUAACAACGAUGAAAAUGAUCUUAGGCAAAGCUUCAGGAGUUGAAUUCGUAGAAAAAGAUUAUAGAUUUUUAAUCAAAGCGAUGGAUAAGUUUCUUCAUCAAGCAGAAAUUCGUAUGAUGUUUCCUCUUUUUUAUACUGAUUUUUUAUACGAAAUUUAUAUAAAAUGGACUGGAACUCGAAGAAUGAUUGAUAAAACUAAUAAGAUACUAGUCUCUGCGAUUAGAAAAAAGUAUAAUCAGAUCAAAGGAGAUCUUCAAGUUCAGUCGAAAUCAGAUGCUGUAGAUUAUGACAAUCCUCGAUUAAUUAACAACAAUAACACCAAUAACAAUUCGAGUGACCUCAUCGAUAGUUCAGAAGAGAGUAAAAGAUCAAAUAGUCUUAGUGAAUUUCUAAUGAGAACUUGGGUUAAACCUGAGACUGGAUUAACUGAGGAAAUUGAAUCGGCCAUUUUGGAAGAGAUCAAAGCAGUUCUAGUCGCUGGUUCUGAUGGACCUGAUAGUCUUAUGACUUGGUUCAUUUAUAUCAUCGGCUGUUAUCCCGAAUAUCAAGAAAUGAUCUAUCAAGAGGUUAAGGAUAUCGAUGUAAAAGAUUGGACACUGGCCGAUGUCAAUAGUUUCCAAUUCUUAGAUCAGUGUUUCAAGGAAGCUACUCGACUCUACACUUCAGUUCCAGUUAAGAUUCGUAAAGCUGAACGCGAUCAAAUCAUGAACGAUGGUAAAGUUAUUCCUAAAGGAUCAUUGAUUCUCGUUAGUUUAAUCAGCAUCUUAAGAGAUUCAAAGAUUUUCCCUCAACCCUUUCAAUAUAAACCUCAACGAUUCGCUCCUGAUGCUACACCUAAAAUUCCCAAUGGUGCUUAUAUCCCAUUCGGAAUCAGACCAAGAGAUUGUAUCGGUCAACGAUUGGCUCCAUUUUAUAUAAAAUUCAUCGUUGGAUCGAUAAUAAAAUCAUUCAAAAUAAAAUCUCAUCGAUAUUGGGAUGAUAUAAGCUACAAGUUCAACUUUGUAUUCAAACCAACGGAUCCAUUACAUGUAACAUUCACACCGAGAUGAGUAAAAAUCAAUUUAAUUCAUA